UGGGCACUCUAUUUGCCCAUCGCAGGUUUCACAUUCUAUCCACAUCUUUCACGAUAACAUGGUACAACCCACCCCUCUCGGCUCUCCCCUUCAAAAAUUUGCAUUAAGGAAACAGGAAACAAGGAAAAGAAACCACCAUUUUUUGUAACCAAAGAGCUACAAUGGCUCAAACGAUGCUGCUCAUGCCCAGUGUUUCUUCUACAUGCCAAAGAAGAGAACCUCUGCUUCAAAGACUAAAGCCCAAGUCAUUCUCUCAUCAACUCUUACCCCCCUCACUCCCUCCCACUAACACCUCUUCUUCUUCUUCUUCCUUUACAACUGUUGCUCUCUUCAAAUCAAAAACUAAAGCCGCACCUGCCAAGAAGGCUCCACCGCCAAAGCCGAAGGUUGAAGAUGGUAUAUUUGGGACCUCAGGGGGCAUUGGUUUCACAAAGCAAAAUGAACUCUUUGUUGGUCGCGUCGCCAUGAUCGGCUUUGCUGCGUCGUUGUUGGGGGAGGCAAUUACGGGAAAGGGAAUUCUGGCGCAGUUGAAUCUGGAAACCGGAAUUCCAAUAUACGAAGCAGAGCCUCUAUUGCUCUUCUUCAUUUUGUUUACGCUGUUGGGAGCCAUUGGGGCGUUGGGUGAUCGAGGCCGCUUUGUUGACGAUCCUCCCAGUGGACUCGGAAAGGCAGUCAUCCCUCCCGGGAAGGGCGUAAGAUCUGCAUUGGGUCUCAGUGAAGGAGGUCGUCUGUUCGGGUUUACAAAGUCGAAUGAACUGUUUGUGGGAAGAUUGGCUCAGUUGGGCAUAGCAUUCUCCAUCAUUGGAGAAAUAGUGACGGGGAAAGGAGCUCUGGCGCAGCUGAACAUAGAGACGGGUGUUCCAAUUAGUGAUAUUGAACCACUGGUGCUCUUCAACGUUCUCUUUUUCUUCAUUGCAGCCUUGAAUCCUGGGACUGGUAAAUUUGUGACAGACGAGGAGGAAGAUUAGAUGCCUAGCUACCUCAUUGUUUGUGCUUUAUACUCGUGAAGACUUUUCAUUUGUAUUCCUGUAAGAAUUGGCUAGCGUUUUUUGUUCCCAAA
Malania oleifera is the source of this 1060-nucleotide messenger RNA. RefSeq names its product photosystem II 22 kDa protein, chloroplastic. NCBI's taxonomy places the organism in Eukaryota, Viridiplantae, Streptophyta, Magnoliopsida, Santalales, Ximeniaceae. Bases 162 to 968 code for a protein of 268 amino acids. The transcript is spliced from 4 exons. The record is from RefSeq and is a predicted model, not a curated record.